Molecule: messenger RNA, 5538 nt
Organism: Astyanax mexicanus (Mexican tetra)
Lineage: Eukaryota; Metazoa; Chordata; Actinopteri; Characiformes; Acestrorhamphidae
Gene: nid1a
Product: nidogen 1a
Exons: 20
Coding region: 346-4086 (1246 amino acids)
Biological process (GO): cell-matrix adhesion
Molecular function (GO): calcium ion binding
Source: RefSeq, a predicted model, not a curated record
UGUAGUGGAUUGGCUGAGCAGAUGUGUGUGGUUUUAGUUCGUAUUCCAGUAUUUUAUACUCUCCUGUAGUGCUAAUAACUGAGUAUGCGUGUGAAACCCUGAUACCUGCCAUCCGUCUGCACAGGAAUGUACAAAAAUCUGCUGCUUUCAAUUAUUUUCACAUGUGCAUCGAUCGAAAGAAAUUAUUCUAACUGUUAACCAAUCAGAGCGCAGGAGGCGGGGCUCGUGUGAGCUUCCAGCCAAUCCCGGAGCGAUGGUGCUGAACGUGCUGUGGAAGCUCCCGCCCUCCAGAGUUUCUCCCCUCAGCGGUGCAGCAGAGCCCCACAUGCCCGGAGAGCUGCAGCCAUGGACGGUGUCGCCCGCUCCUGCCCGGCGGUGUUCGGGGUUCUGCUCCUGUUAGUCGUGACGGUGAAGUGCAUCAGCCGCAGCGACCUGCUGGACUACGGGCCUCAGUUUGGGGACCAGACCCUGGAGCCCGGGACGGACAUAACUCAGGAAAUCCCCCUGGACCAGGCUGUGUUUUUCUACAAUAGUCAGAUUGAAAAAGUUUAUGUCAAUACUAAUGGCUUUGUGUCCAUGAGCCAACCUCCGGCUGAGUCCGAGUAUUUGGGAAAAAUGCCUGUGGAAUUUGGCAUGAUCGCAGCUUUUCUUGGUGAUUUGGACACCAGCGAUGGCAUCGGAAAUGUCCUGUAUAGACAGGACACCAAUCCAGAUGUGUUGCAGAAGAUUGCAGAACAGAUUGGUCAAGCUUUUCCCAAAGACGAUGAGGUCGACCUCACUCAUGCCCUUAUUGUUACCUGGGAGAAUGUAGCAACUCGUGGAGCUGCAGAGAGAGGAGACGGUGUGCUUAAAAAGAGAAACACUUUCCAAUUGGUUGUAGCUUCCAUGGAGCUGACCACCUACGCCAUCCUGCUCUACCCAAGAGAUGAUCUGCAGUACCUUUCUACUCUUCUAGAGGGUGAAAGUACCCCCGCGGAGGUCGGCUUCAGCCAAGGUCAAAUUCAAGCCUGGUUUGGUUGGGGUAGUACUCAGGGUCCUUACUACAAAGUCGCCACUAAUGAGGAUUCACUCAGAGACCUCACAGAAUUAACUAAUUCAGGAAGGCGUGGUGUGUGGGUGUACCAGAUCGGCGCCUCCUCCUCCUUUGACACUGUAAUACCGGGUCAGGUCUCCACGGUAACCCCAGAGGAGAGUUCACCAGACCAGGCCAUCCCUGAUGCUCCAGGGCCAAGAUACCAAGAACAGGAGGAGACCCCAGAUUACCCAUCUUACGAAGAAGAGACAUUCCCUCCAGAAACAUUCACAUCAACAGCUUUUCCAGAAACAUCUUUCGAAACAGAAGAGCCCAUUUUGCAUGAGGAGGCAGUCCCUGAGCUCACCGUUCAGUCCCGAGCAAGCUACCCAUUCCCCCCCAGGGCUCAGCCAGUCGUAGCCCAGCCGAUAAACCCUCAGGUGGUCGUGGUGGAGGAACCAGAUGAAGACCUUAAUGUUAAUGUGUUUUCUUAUUAUGAGACGUGCUCCAGCAACAGACAUAAGUGCUCGAAUUUUGCUGACUGCAUAGAUUAUGCCACUGGUUACUGCUGCCAGUGUAAGCCUGGAUAUUACGGCAACGGGAAGGACUGUGUUGCUGAAGGCAAGCCCCAGAGAAUGAAUGGGAAAGUGAAUGGCAGAAUCUACGUCGGCAGCUCCCGCACUCCAGUGGAGUUCUCCAACAACGAUUUACACUCGUAUGUGGUCGCCAACGAUGGCCGAGCUUAUGUAGCAGUUAGCACCAUCCCAGACAACGUUGGGCCCUCCCUGCAGCCUCUCUCCUCUCUUGGCGGAGUUAUUGGCUGGGCCUUUGCCCUGGAACAGCCGGGUUAUGAGAACGGCUUCAGCGUUAUUGGAGGCGUUUUCACCCGCCAGGCCGAGGUGACCUUCCAGCCGGGCGGCGAGAAGCUGACCAUCAGUCAGGAAUUCAAAGGCAUUGAUGAGCACGAUCACCUGGUGGUCAGCACUCAGCUGGAUGGGAGGAUUCCGGAGGUGCCACAAGGAGCCACCGUCCAGAUUGAGCCCUACUAUGAGAUCUAUCAGUACUCCAGCAACUUGAUCACCUCCUCUUCCACACGGGAUUACACGGUCACUCUCCCUGAUGGUUCUGUGCAGACCCUGAUGUACCUAUGGAGGCAGAGUAUUAGUUUCCAGAGCUGCCCCCAUUCCGAGGCCUCACGCCCCCUCCCAUCCAGCCAGCAGCUCAGCGUUGAUCAGGUCUUUGUGAUGUACGAUUCCGCCAACCAGCUCAUUCGCUACGCCAUGACCAACAAGGUUGGCUCUAUCAGUGGAACCCCACAGCAGAACCCUUGUUUCACUGGGAGACAUGGAUGCGACACCACUGCCAUCUGCCGUCCAGGCCAGGGCAACCAGUUCACCUGUGAGUGUGCAGCAGGAUUCACAGGAGAUGGACGCACUUGCCAAGAUGUUGACGAAUGUAGGGAGAAUCCUCAGAUCUGUGGACCUCAUGCCAUCUGUAACAAUCAGCCCGGGACCUUCCGCUGUGAGUGUAUGGAGGGCUUUCAGUUUGCCAGCGAUGGACAUACCUGUGUCCAAGUGGACCAUCCUGUUGAUCACUGCCUGAGAGGGACUCAUGACUGUGAUGUUCCAGAGCGUGCACGCUGCAGCUACACAGGGGCUUCCGCCUACAUCUGCUCCUGUCUGCCAGGCUUCGUUGGAGAUGGCAGGAAGUGUCAAGAUAUUGAUGAGUGUCAGGCCGCUCGCUGUCACAGAGAUGCCGUGUGCUACAACACAGAGGGCUCCUUCAGCUGCCAGUGCCGCCCGGGAUUUUAUGGCGACGGCUUCACUUGUACAUCUGAAUCAGGGCGUGAGAAGACGGCCUGUGAGCAGCACAGAGAGUCUGCGCUGGCCGAGACGUCGGGAGGAUACUACUUCUUCCGGCCGCGGCCCGCGGUGGGUCAGUACGCCCCCACCUGUGACGCCUACGGAGAGUACGAGCCUACACAGUGCCACGGCAGCACUGGACACUGCUGGUGUGUGGACCGCAAUGGCCAGGAAAUCCCAGGAACCAGAACCGGACCAGGCAGCACACCCACAUGUUUGGAUCAUAAUGUGGCUCCUACGGCAUUUGGCCCCACACCCAGCACUGUUAUAAUCCAAGUUUCUCCAGGAACUAACCUCCUUUUUGCCCAGAGUGGCAAAAUCGAACACAUCCCAUUGGAAGGCAACAACAUGAAAAAAGAGGAGGCCAAGACCAUGAUACAUCUACCCGAUAGAGUGGUGAUUGCUGUGGCCUAUGACUGUGUGGAGAAGAUGGUGUACUGGUCAGACAUCACUCAACCGUCCAUCAGCAGAGCCAGCGUGCAGGGAGGCCAGCCUACAGACAUCAUUACAAAAGAUUUGGGAAGUCCUGAAGGAAUUGCGAUUGACCACCUGUCCCGAAACAUGUACUGGACUGACUCCCGUAUGGACCAUAUCGAGGUGUCCACGUUAGAUGGACGCAACCGUCGCGUGCUCUUUGACAGCGACCUCAUAAAUCCACGAGCCAUCAUUGCUGACCCCAAAAACGGUCGUUUGUACUGGGCAGACUGGAACAGAGACAACCCCAAGAUCGAGGUGUCCAACAUGGACGGCACAGACAGGACUGUGCUCGUGAAAGAUGAUCUGGAGCUGCCCAACGGAUUGACCUUUGACAGUCAUAGCAGGCAGCUGUGCUGGGCAGAUGCAGGGACGCGUAAGGUGGAGUGUAUCGACCCUUACACUCGUCUGAGGAGGAAGGUGGUGGAUGGAGUGCAUUAUCCCUUCUCUAUCGUCUCCUAUGGAAGAAACCUCUACUAUACAGACUGGAGAAAACAAGCUGUUGUUUCUGUGGACCGUUUGGCUGAGAGAGAGGUGGAUGAAUUCCUGCCUCAAAAGAGAUCUCGUACCUACGGCAUCACCACCACCUUCCCACAAUGCCCUGAAGCUGAAGUGAACUACUGCUCAAGGAACAACGGUGGCUGCUCCCACCUGUGCCUCCCGCGGCCCCAGGGCUUCACCUGCCGCUGCCCCGACGUCAACGACGGCUCCUGCGUCGAGAGAGACCAGAACUUCUGAGAGCUGCAGCCCAGCGAGGUGCUACAGGUGUUCUGAUAAGAGAGGGACGCCUGUGCCUUUAAGAAGACUGUACUUGAUUCACGUUAAGGGGGAAUAAAAAUGAGUAUGUAUGGUAAAUAAGCAAAGAAGAACCACUAAAGAGACCACUGAACCCCACCCACCAACACUACAGCCCACCCGGGACACUGCAGACGAGGGACACUGCAGACGAGGGAGCACUGCGGAAGGUGAGCGAAGGAGAGGAAGCAGGUGCUGAUAAGAGUCCUGUACAACCUGCGAGAGGAGUAAAGAGUAAGGGACCACUGAAGGUAUGGACUGCAGUGUGGGGGGUCUGAAAAGAGGGAUGAGUUUAGAAGGGAUUAGCUAUUUAAAAAAAAAAAAAAUAAGUGAGGACUGGGAGGACCAGGGAUCAGCGAGCUGGUGCUAAUGGGGUCAGAAUUGGUUAUUGUGGGACACAGUAAUUAAAAAGAUAGGUAAGAGUUUAUUUCACUAUAUUAACUGGUUGUAUUGUAGUCUUUUUAUUAAAAACAACCCCAGUUUUACCCACUUUCCAACAAAAACAAUAAUAUUAAGAUAAGAAGUGGCCUUAUGUUUUGUAUUGUUUAUAUGGAGAUCAAUACAGCUAUAGUUUACAUGUGAGCAAGCUGUUUGGAUAAAUCUAAAUUCUCUUAAUGACCUCUGUUAUUGUAUGUAACCGAGCCAAAUUGAGAUAUUUCAGAACAAAUUUUUAUGUAGUUUUUUUAAGGCCACCUUUUUUUUUUUUUUUUAACAAAGCUCUGUAGUUUUGUUAUUGCUUUUUAUGAUAUCAAGCUGUUAUUAAUGUGAUUUAUUUGAUGUAUUUAAGGGCUGUCAUUACUAAAUGUUAUAUUUACUGAGUGAGGUACACAUUAUUAUUUGAUACAGAUUAUUGUAGAUCACUCAGUAAAUAUAAUAUUUAGUAAUGACAGCCCUUAAAUACAUCAAAUAAAUCACAUUUUUUGGCCUAAUAUCCCUGGAUUGACUGAGUAUGGGUCAGUGGGUCAAAUGGGGUAGAUAUGGAGUGAGUAUUAUCAUUAUAUUAAUUCUUUUAACUAAGAAAAAAUAUUUACAAUUAUUUUACACUUUGUACUGUAAAUAAAUGGUAUAAAUAUAGUCGUUAUUUUAAAAACACAUUUCAGGUAAAACUGUUGUAAAAGUUUACAAGCUUUAAAGCUAAUCGCGGGACCUGUCUCGAGGGGCUUUGGCCCAGAUUCUGUCCAUCUGGACUGAGCCCCCCUCCGGAGGGUGUGUUGGCCCGAACCUCCCUGACCUCAUCCCCCAUCUGGGGCUCCAGGCUCAGCGUUUACACAUUAGAUAAGGUUACUCUGCAUGUGCUGUGGACGCAGCUGGAGGGAGGAGGUAGCAGAUAUACAUACACAUACGUGAAAACAUUUCCAUGUUGUACAGCUGUUUAAUAAAAAUACACUUUUUUUU